Messenger RNA from Aureobasidium musti, 3324 nucleotides. NCBI's taxonomy places the organism in Eukaryota, Fungi, Ascomycota, Dothideomycetes, Dothideales, Saccotheciaceae. The record is from the annotation of a GenBank genome assembly.
GUGUCAGAAAGCGACAAGGCGCAACGCUACAUCGCCAGCCUCAAUGCUGCCCGUCUCAAUGGCUCCUGGUCCGACGUGCCCGAACUGGUCCGCAAGGUCGACAAACAUGCGCCGCACCGAAGAUGCCUGACGCUUGCUGCCACGUCUGAGUCCCAAACUGCCACAUCAUCCAACCGCCGUCCUGGAACACAAACCUCGGCCGCCUCGCAUACCAGCCUCCUCGACCAGACUCCCAAGCUCGUUCAGGCUAUCGAGAGCGAAUCUGCCCACAAAGAAGAUGCCUUCCAGGCCAACAUCGCCCUCCAUGAGGUAUACUUCCUUCGCGCCGAGUGGUCCACCGUACUCGGUGGUCUGAAAGACGAUGUCUGGCUACAAGUUUCUCCUUUCGCAAGGUCCCCUGCAGAAUUGACCCCUAACACCCGUUUGGCCUUGAUCAAAUACUGCUACUUCCUGGGUGUCGCCUCCGAGCAGAAACUCUCUCUAGACAGCGCUCUCCGAGUGUACAGCCAGGCUCUUUCAGCCAUUGACCAAGCUCCUGUGAACUUGGCCAGUUUUCCGGAAUACCGUACAUGGGCUGCCCGUUUGCUAGGUCGUAUCUGCACCCUGCAGUCAAAAAAAGGUCACACAUCGACUCUAUCUACUGCGAGCGCUGCUCUGAUCUCAUACAGAGCAUGGGCUCGUAUCUGGACAGGCGAUUCGGCCUCCAAAACCGCUGCCCCAAGUUACUCCCUCGGUCCCUACGAUGUCUCCAACAAGGAUGUCUGGGCCAUGUAUUACAGCUUCCUAUCUUUCCUCCUUAGCACUGAUCUUGUUUACACGCCCUCGGCAGAGUCUCCCUUGGCUUUUUACAACCCUGAUUACCCCACCAAAGAUUUAGCCAAAAUGAGGCUGCGUCAAAGAUCCGAGCUAAAACAGGUCGAGGCUGCAUACGAGAGUGUGCUACUAUACAAGACCAAGUUUCCACAAGCGAACCAAUCUAAUGAGGAGGUCGAGCAAUGGGCCAACUCGGUCAUUUCCAAUUGGUCUCUNUUGUGCAGCUCCAGAUGGCGCGAAGUUGACCUCGGUGAAGGCGGUAAGGCCGCCGUUAGUCGUAGCACCCUGGACAUUCUGUAUCGUGCCGCAACCAAGACCUUCCACUCGACACUGAUUCUGCGUCAUCUCUUUACGGUUCAUGCCUCGCUGGCCGAGUUUGACCUCGCUAUCAAAGCCUUCGACUCAUAUACAGAGAUUACUAGCCGAGCAAAGUCAAGAGCUGAAAAGACUGGCCACAACGAACCAGGUUUGGAUAAUGACGAUAUCGUAGUCUUGACUGCAGCCCAGGCCAUCGGCGUCUUGUGCAGAUAUGGCUCACAAACCGAGGGUGAGAAAGCUCUCGAAGUCUCAAAGCGUCUGUCUGACUGGCUCAAACAACCGCGUCCAAGUUCAGCCAUCACUGUCUCUAGAAAGGAUGAGGAUGGUCGUCAACCAGACAAGGCCGCCAUGAAUGACGAGACUGCAACUGGCAUUCUCAUCUCAGCUGAGUCUUCUGUUGCUGCUUAUCGCGCUAUUGGUGAAAGUCAAGCAAAUUUUGCUAGACUGACUCACGAUCCAGCACAAAGAUCAGAAUAUAGAGAAAAGGCCAUCAAAUCCCUAAGAACAGCCGUCGAGAUGUCACCAGGUGGCAACCUCGACCCUGAAACUGCUCUUCUGUUGGGCACUGUUCUGGCCGAAAACCGCCAGUUGUUGCCUGCUACUCAGAUUGUCAAGUUUGCUUUGGCUUCCACGCAAGAUGAUGAGUCUAGCAAUGCUGUAAGAAAGGGACAGGUCAUUCCUCUUUAUCACCUUAUGUCACUACUUCUCACAGCUAGGGGCGAUUACGAACAUGCAGUCGAGUUCUGUGAUGUCGCCUUCGAGCAGUUUGGCGGUGCCGAUAUCAUGUUUGGAGAUGCCGAUGGUGAGGCUCUUAUCCAUCAGAUGGAGGAUUCAGAGAAGGAAGCAUUGCUGCAACUUCGUCUGACGCAGUUGGCUCUUACCGAGAUGCUUGAUGAUUCUGAGAUGGCAGUCGAUGCAGGCUCUCAGGUGCUCGCACUUUACCAUAAGCUGUUUGCCACUUCGGCUAAUGGCAUAGCACCACCACCACCAAGAGAUAGAGCUUCUUUCAUUGCACCGUCGGUCAAGACGCAAGGAACACUCAAGAGCGUUAGUGGCAGUAUAAUGAGACGCUCCAAAUCCACACGGAANAAUGCUGAAGGCCCUGCACAGGAGAAGGAUGUGCCUCCGCUCCCAACGGCAAACAACAAAACUUCAAUACCAGCAGUGACCACGACUGACGAGAACGGGUCGCAUGAAAAGCAUCACCACAAGAUCCAUCUACCUCAUCAUCCACUAAAACAUCUUCAUCACCAUGGACAUGCAGCCGAUCCCGAGAGAGAUGCUCUUGCUUUCGAUAAUGCUCCUGCUGUCCCAACAAAAGAUGGAUCCGACGAAAACCAACCAUUGCGAGAAGUUCCUCACAACCUCGAAUCAUCAGAUCAACCCGCACCUAUUGGACACUCAGAUCAACCGCCAUCGCAAGAUCUACGUCUGCCGGCUCCACACCCGACAAUGGCAUCUGCAGCACCCCGUCCGCACUAUCCCUCUGCUAGACANAAACGGCAUACAGUGUCUCUGCUCAUUGAAGUCUGGUUGCAUAUAGCAGGGCAGUAUACCCGCAGCGAGUUAUUCGAGGAUGCAGAGGGCGCAAUUGACGAAGCACACAAGCUUGCAGAAGAGCUCCAACAGGUUGUGGCACGGGAAGACUGCUCUGCAAAGGCAUUUGAUGAGAAGGGUUGGGGAGGCGGUCGCAGUGUGAAUAGACUGUGGGCAGACAUCUGGGCCGAGCGCGGUGAUCUGGCAGCAGCCAAAUCGCAUCGCCACGACGCACUCGCAGCCUACGAAAAAGCACUGUCACACUAUCCCGACCACGCCGCCGGCAUCGUAGGCAUCAGCUCCAUCCUGCUGGACAUCUACUCUCAAGCCAUUCCCGCCGAAGCUCCCAACCCUCUUUCCAUAAUCACACCCUCCACACCAGCAGCACCCACAAACCCUAAAGUGCUUCCUACAGACCCCACCCCCAGCGUUGCUGUCCAAACACGCCUGGCAGCAAGAGACAGAGCAUACUUUUUACUUACAGCCCUGACCAAAACUGGCGAAGGCUGGGAUGACAGUGAGGCUUGGAGUUUGCUGGCCAGAGCGCAUGAGGAAAGUGGACAGUUGGAUAGAGCGAGAGAGGCGCUGUGGUUUUUGGUUGAGCUUGAAGAUGGGAGACCACUUAGGCCUUGGAGUGUUGUUAGCAGUGCGCUCUAA